AUGCUACGGCGGGCCGGACGCGGCGGCACAGAUAUUGUCUUUCCCUCCCUCUGCCUCUCCCUCUCCAUCGGGGCCGCGGAUGUCGGCAGCCGGCGGGGCGGCGGCGGCUGCGGGGUGGGGCACCCGGCCAAAAAAAAAAACCCACCCAUCAACCCUUCUCCAGAUCUCCUCAGAAAACACACACCUUCCAUCUAUAAAUACAACCCAUCUCCUCCUCAGAUAACACACAGCCUCUCCCCUCUCACUGGGAACACAUCACUCCCGCUAGCCAUGGCCUCUUACACAAUAGAUUCCGUUCAAAGUGAGCUUAAGAUGACCCUAUACAUUAAGGAGGUGUAUGACGGACCGGACACUAACGGAGUGACCAUUAUAAGCAGAGCGAAAAUGGGUACAACCUGGGUCUUUUCGUGGCUGGUAACAGAUGGGCCAGGUCCCGAUGCAAAUAUCGUCGGUCAUAUGCAGGGCACAAGUGUUCAAGUAGCCAAUACUCCUGAUGUGUAUCAAUAUUCCCUUGGAUUAGUGUUUGGGGAUAAAAGGUUCAAUGGGUCCACGCUACAAAUAUCUGGAACUUCCCAAAUAAAUGGUGAGUGGAGCAUUGUUGGAGGGACCGGAGAACUUGCUAUGGCUAAGGGUACUAUCAAACGCACAGAAAUCAGAUAUAUCGGAAACACAAGGAUUUCAGAACUCAAAAUACAUGCGUUUUACACUCCAAUGAACUCUACAACCGUUUCCAGCAAUAAUACUGGAUGCAAAUUCCAGAAGGCAUGAGUUUGCAGUCCUUUAGAUUCCUCUUAGUGCAAGGCAAACAAGAUCUGCUAAGGAAAUAUCUGUGUAUUAUCAGUUGUUUGUUUCCUAAUAAUAAUCUCGACUCUGUAUUCGGGAUUACAGACCAAAUUUGCUGGUUCCAUGUCACCUUAGUUUGCUCCACGAGUAGUUCGUUUUCAUUAUUGAGUCUUAUUUAGUUUCGGUUUGGGUUUCCUAACCGGGACUAAGGAAGGAUUUUCUACUGGUGUGUGGAAUUGUGUCACCGUGCCACUGUUACAAUGACGUGUAUUAUUUCAAUAAAAUUUAUUUUGUGCUACGUCA
Setaria italica (foxtail millet) is the source of this 1086-nucleotide messenger RNA. Its product is annotated as dirigent protein 2. Lineage: Eukaryota; Viridiplantae; Streptophyta; Magnoliopsida; Poales; Poaceae. The record is from RefSeq and is a predicted model, not a curated record. The transcript has 4 exons. The coding region runs from base 1 to 768 and encodes 255 amino acids.